AAUGUCUUACCCACCAUUAGUUGAAUUGGAUUGGGAGGAUCUCGAAUACCUCGAAAAUUUGGAGAGGGAAUUAACCCCUUGGGAGCAAGAGUAUUUGGAGGAGAUGUACGAGCAAAAGGAGGAAUAUGAAAGACAAUUGAAGAUCAUGGAGGAGGUCAUCGAAGGAGAGCCCUUAUUUACGUUCGAUCUACCGGGCUAUGUUGAAGACAAGGCAGUCGAGUGUGAGGUCGACCAAGUCGAGUGCGAGGAACAGUUGUUCGCCGACGAGUUCACGGACAAGGAGAACAAAGAGAGGAAGUCGUACAAACAUGAGACCGACGUCGAGUACACCAUGGUGAGUUCGGGUGAUUGGAGCAAACCGUGCGCGCAGGAAUGGCACGCGCAACACAUCGAGGUCGAGGCCGAAGGAGCCGAGGUAGUCGAUGUCAAGGAGGCGAUCUUGGUCGAGGUCGACGAGGACCAUGGGUGGGAUGUGCGCAUGGUCGAAGAAAGAGUGCCCGAUGUUUGGAUGGUCGAGGAUGAAUCCUUGAGGACAAAAAAAGUCUCGAAGUGGAGGGGAAUGAUACGGAAGUGGGUUUCGAACCCCUGCGACAAGAAGGGCCAAGGGCCGAGAAGACCCGAGGAGGCUGAGAAUAGGGCUGAAACGACGCAUGCAUGGCCUAAGAGGCGGGUACGAGCUCGUAUGCGAGGCGCAAGAGCACGUAAGGAAUGGCAAGGAACUACACGAGGGUCGAGCAUGAGAGGGUCGAAGCUCGUUUGUCAAGGGAUAGCGCGCGACCAAGCACGAGGAGGAGUCCGCGGGUUGGACGCGCGAUUACACGGGUCGGCCAAUGAAGGUUGCGCAAAGGAAGGCCGAGCAUGGCGGAGUGGCGCGCAGGGGGAGGUUGUUGGGUGGAUGGCGCGCGAGGGGAGUUGCUGCGGAUGGACGGGCGCGCAGCAAACGAUGAGCGAUGCGCGGGCAUUGGGCGCGCUGGACGACGAGCGCGGGGCGCACGACGACACGCGCGAGGCACAAAUCAAGACCGGGGUGGCAAGCCUAAUCCUCAUAGGAAUAGGCAAGGCGCGAAUACUAAUCCCUGCAGGAAUAGGAAAAGCAGUUGAGUGCUGGAACGCGCGUGGGAGAUCGGUGACGGGAGUAAUCCUUGGAAAAUCAGGAAACGUAACCGGGAGCAUAUUCCUUGUAGGAAUUGGAAUAGUGGAUAUGGGCUCGAGGCAUG
Striga hermonthica is the source of this 1217-nucleotide messenger RNA. NCBI's taxonomy places the organism in Eukaryota, Viridiplantae, Streptophyta, Magnoliopsida, Lamiales, Orobanchaceae. The record is from the annotation of a GenBank genome assembly.